GCUUCUCUUCAGUUUCAUUUCUCACAGACUGGCUGAAGCACCAUUUCUGCAGCCAUGGCAAAAGCUAAGGAAGAAUUUGGGGAGGUUUCUGGCCUGGAAGAUGAACUCAGCUGUCCCAUCUGCCUAUACUUGUACAGAAACCCCAUGUCACUGAGCUGCGGUCACAGCUUCUGCAAGGAGUGCAUCCAAAAGGCCUUCAGCGUCCAGCAACAACGCAGGGCCCCUUACUCCUGCCCGAUGUGUAAGAUCCAGCUGGGACCCUUCCUGGAGCUACAGAAGAAUUUCCAGCUAUGCAGCAUGGUGGAAACCUUUCUGGCUACCACUUCCAAAGGAAAAGAGGGCAAGGGCUCCCCAGAAGAGAAGAGGGAGAUGGUUCCCUGUGAUUUGUGCCUUGAUCAGCCCCAGCCAGCAGUGAAAAUCUGCCUCACCUGUGACUCGCCUUUGUGCCAGGCCCAUCUGAACAAACACAAUGCCAAGGCUUCGCAGAAGGACCAUGUCCUGGGAGAGCUUGGCCACUCUGUGGGGGAGAGGAAGUGUCGGAAGCACGGCAUGCCGCUGGAGUACCUCUGCAAGAAGGAAAGGGAGUACCUGUGCGCGCUGUGCACCAUUGGUUUCUCCCACCAGGACCACAGAAUCGUCACCCUGAAGGAGGCACGUGACAAAGAGCUGGGCGUUCUCUCGCGCAUGGUGAAACAGAUGCAGGCAAAUGAAAGCGCUAUAGCUAACGCCUUAGAGGACCUGCAGAAAAGUGAGAAUCAGCUCAAGACCAAUACGGAAACAGUGACUUCUCAGCUGGUGAAGCUCUUUGAAGAGAUCAGGGCUAAGCUAAAUCAGAAGGAGCAGCAGAUCCUGAGUGAUAUCGAAUCCAAUGAGAAAAAACAACUGUUGGACAUUACCAAACUGAAGAAGGAAAUGGAACAGAAGAGGGAUGAGGCCGCACGGCAUCUUCAGUCUUUACAGGAGAUAAGAGAGCAAGCAGAUGCUUUCCGCUUCCUCAACGAAUUUAAACUGGCACAGGAUAGGAUUGAGAAGCAGAAUUUCAGGGUUGACAAGAUGGAAGUAUUAGUAGUGCAACUGGAGCCGGCCAGAAUCAGCAGACUCAGGAGCCUGAUGCGGGACUGCACGUCCCAGCUGGACUUCCUGAGGCAGGAGGUGCACGUGGGAUUUGAACUGCUGAUACCUCUUCAAAGCCUUUGGUUUCUUUUGCCUCUUCUGAGGACUAGCAAGUGGAGCCUUCUGGCCCUGGGAGGAAAGCUGCUGUCUCCACUGCUGGGCCAUGUCUGGAGGCACUGCACAGCCAGUGUAAAACAGAGCAACAGAGAUUGCACAAGCACUGCCAUUCUCCAGCAUAGCUCCUGGUGGUCUCAGACUCUGGGUCUAUUUCUGCAAGGCAGAGGGGUUUUCAUCGUUUUAUUUUCCAAGUGUACUGGAUUGGAGGGAUGGGUACAACUUUAUUCCGUUACUUGUGGUAAUCAAUACCUAACCAACUGUGGGAAUUAAAAAUAAUAACCUCAGCAAAACCCAUCUUAGAUUUAGCGCAAUGUCUCCCUUCCUGGUUUAAAACGACAUGCCAAACUGUAAUGGAUCUGCAGCCUUUGGUCUGUUGCACGCAUCAAUUGUCAGCAUAGCAGAAAGCGUGUGGCCAAAUUUUGGGAGCUCAGCAGUAGCUCAAGGUGACUUUGCAAAUAUUCCCUAGUGUUCCAAGCCAGCAGAACACGAAGGACAGCUGCUCUCAACCACUCAGAGGAGGCAAAAGAAAUGAGCCUGUCCCUCGGCACUUUUAUUACCUAGGCUUCUCUCUAUCUGCCAGAUAGUUAUUGCUUUCACCCCAGGCAAAGGGACCAUGACCAGCCAACGCAGUUUAGUGCUGCUGUUGCAGAUAUCAAGUUACUGAACUGCUGCAAAUCAGUACAGUCAGUGAGAGAUUUACUCAGCAUAUUAUUUCAAGUAACUCCAUUCCCCCCAUCUCAUGCGUAUUCUAAGUUGACGAUACUUAGGAAAUGUCAGCACCUCUGGAUCCGAUUCUGAAAUACCAGUUUACCAUUUCCUCAGUGAAAAUUAUGUUACAAAGACAUACUCCUGUACCUCCAGCCACAGGAUGUUAUGGGAAAACUGGAGCGUUACUUUUCCCUCUCUUUAGCAGAGUGAAAGAGCAACUAGCUGCAGGAUGCGGAGCAGUUCUUGCACUCCUGGACAGGGGGGCCUCACCAGCAUGUUUCUGGAUAUAUGGCUACACCCUUGCUGACAAGCAGCUCUCUCUUUUUUUUUUUUUUUUUGAACACCAUUUCUGACAAUAUUGGGACAGCAAUGAUGUUUUCCCCAGGGACGAUGAGGUACUAAGGGACUUCACGUUUCCUCUAAUGCAAAUGUUUGGCUCCCAGAAUCUCUGAGACCCUGGUAGAAAUUUCUAUGACCUGUUUACAAAAGGCUCAUCCUAGAAACCGUUCUCAUACAUGACUAAUUCUCAUGAAUGCAGUCACAUUCACAAGAGGCUGUCAGAAGAGUGAGGACAAGAAGAUAGGAAGAGGAUAUUUCUGGAGCAGGCUGGGUUCAGAUUGAUCACACCUUACGGAAGAGCUCUGCAGCCCUCUCUAGGCAAUUCUAAUGCUGCCUUUGAAGCGCUGAUCACAGGUAAUACAAUAUCAUGCUAAGAUUGAAAUGCUUAACAUAAUAAAACCCAGAACCAAUGUGAUUUAUGGACAAAAAUGAAGAUGACAAUUGUCUGGAUGGAACUUGCCUAGCAUCUGGAACUUGCCUAGCAUCUAAUUUGGAUGGAGACGUGCACGUUGCUUUUCACUGCUGAGCUUAUUGGACUAGAAUUUGUGGCUGAUGCAAAAAUGUGCCGAAAUGGAGCAAAAGGAGGUAGCUGUAUUGCAGGAUAAAUUAAUAUGAUCCAGGAGAUAAGGACUUUGUAAUUGCUGCUAUAUGGCAAAAGUAAAGGAUUUAAGUUCAAGUAGAUUGGAAAAAAUAUAUUUUUCAAUAUUGCUGUAGGCUCACCAAGCUUUUGGAUGAAAAUUAGUAUCUAGGAAGGUAGAUUUUCUGAGUUAGAUACUAAGCUGACAGUGCAGUUCUAGUUCCCCAUACAUUUGGCCUGUGAUAGUAUUAGCAAAGAUAUACUCCUCCGAAUUUGAGACCAGUCAUAUUUUUAAUUCUCAUACAUUGACCUUGGGGUGGCAAAGAGAGGCAAAAGAUUAGAUGAAAGCAAUGUAAGAAAAUAUAUUGGAGUCCAGUGAUUAUUUAACUAAGCCUUCUAUCCCACAAGAAUAUGCUGAAAAUUUUAACAGCUAAUUAACUUUUGAUUCUAGGAGACAAUAUCGGACUACGGCAUACACUGAGAGCAUAACGAUUUCGUACAGAUAUUUGUAGAGAACACUCUCUCACUUGAUAGCAAUAUAAUUGUGAGAUAUAUAGUCCUGAGACAGGGACAGAGCUUAUUUUCUUCUGGUAUCUUUAUGGCUAAAGUAUUUUGAUUACCUAAGGACUCUGAUUCAUUGCAGGUUUGAUUAUUUAUUACGCUCUUUUCCCUCCACCUGCUUCAUUUUUAUUUAGCAUUUGUCUCAUCUUUGAUAGAAAUCUUCAGAAGGGCGGAGAGUGAAGUAGUUGAUUUUAUGGCUCUUUUUGCUUUUGCCAAACAUUGCAUGAUGUGGCUGAAUUUAUAAUCAAAUACAUAAUUAAAAUAUUUUGCACAAGCUAGGACAUGCAUCUUUCUACUUAGUCUGAUGGGUUUUCCAAAUAAGGCAGACCAUGCCAUAUCCAGACCUUUAUGUGUCUGGCACUGGGGCCUUUUAUGAACAGCAGGUUAAACACCAAACUCCAGGGACAUCACUUUGAUUUUGCACAUAGGAAAAUGUGGGAUAUCUUGAGGAAGAUUGCUCUAAGUCCCCUGGCUGCUCCCCCAUAUGGCUCAGUUCCAAGAAGCUCAGGGUAGCUUAAGUUUACUUCUGUUUUGCCCCUAUUUUCCUUUACACUAACCCUUAGUAAAAUGCCAUCAGUAUGGCUGCAUUCAGUGAAUGCUGAAUUAAAGAGAGUGCCUGCAGGAAGGGGCGUCUGUGCUUGAGA
Messenger RNA from Struthio camelus australis, 4059 nucleotides. The record is from RefSeq and is a predicted model, not a curated record. NCBI's taxonomy places the organism in Eukaryota, Metazoa, Chordata, Aves, Struthioniformes, Struthionidae.